Erythranthe guttata (spotted monkey flower) is the source of this 1958-nucleotide messenger RNA. The record is from RefSeq and is a predicted model, not a curated record. Lineage: Eukaryota; Viridiplantae; Streptophyta; Magnoliopsida; Lamiales; Phrymaceae.
CCAAUGAGGACUCCAAGAGCAACGCCCCAAAAAGGUAUUGUUUCUUUGUCAAGUUCGUUAAACGAAAAAAAUAAAUUAAAACUUAUAAUUGGUUCUAUUUAAGUUAUAUCAAAUCUAUAAAAGUAAUUUUUCUAUCAUCACUAAAAAUCAUAUGGAAAGUAAAAAAGAAAAAGAAUAAUAUUUAAAAAUAAAGCAGGGCCAAGAUCCCUAAUUGAAAUACACCCCAGUUAUCGUUUUUUGCUGCAGAUUAGUUUUUGUCCGGCAAUUGUGCUGAAAGAUUCGAGCUUGAUGGUGGCGAAGCAAGUCAGUAUUGAUCGGAAAUUUCAACCCCAGACGUGUGUGGGUGAUGAUCGGAUAAGUGAGUUGCCGGAUGAUGUUCUUGUUGUUAUAUUGUCUUUGUUAUCGUUAAAGGAAGCUGCACGUACGAGUAUUCUUUGUUCGCGGUGGAUUAACUUGUGGAAACACACCAAUUCUCUCGACUUCGAUGCAGAGGAAGCAAUGUGCAAGCUUGCAAGGGCAAGUGAAAGGAAGUUAGAGGAGGAGGAGGGCCUCAAGUUCAUAGAAUGGGUGAACUACGUCCUGCAAUCGCAUAAAGCUAUCACCUUGAAAGAAUUCAAAAUAUGUUUUGAUUUAAGCGAACCAUCUCAGAUAGCAGUAACUACGUGGCUCGAAUAUGCGCUUGCCAGACGAGUUCAGAGGUUGGAGUUUGACCUUUCUGCUGCAAAUUCCUUCCGUUAUUACCGUGCCGACUUAAAUUGUGUUUUCCCUCAAGAGUUACUGAUGGAAACCAAUGGCGUGGGAUCUACGUCGCAACCCCCGUCGGACACUUGUUUCUUCAACCAUCACCCUCGCACACGUUUCGAUUUUAAGCACCUCAAAGCGUUGUCUUUGAAAUUUGUUACUGUGACUCGUGAAGCUAUUGAGUUCUUUUUAAAUAAUUGCCCAUUGCUUGAAAAAUUGGUCGUCCACAAAAUAACAAAAAUAACAAAUCUUGAAAUUUGUGGUUCAUCCCUCGUGUUGAAGCACUUGGAGCUAUGGUACUGCUUUGAUUUGGAUUCCGUUAAGGUUUCUGCACCAAAUCUUACUUCACUCUCAGUUAAGGUAUUUAACGAACUCAUACUUGAGAAUGUUCCGAUGCUUGAUGAGUUGACUGUUGCUUGCGGUUACAGUGAUUUUUCUGUCGAAAAAUUACUACUCUUUUCCUGCAUUUCACAACUAGAGAGUCUUCAUCUGUUUCUGAACAACUUGGAGGGAAGUACGGUGCUGUGCAAUGUUCCCGAAAUGCCUAGGUUGAAGAAGCUAGUGAUUGAUUAUUGGACACACGGUGAAGAAAGUCUCUUAGCACUGACUUCUUUGAUCAGGGCAUCUCCGUAUCUGCAGGAAUUUGUUUUAAAGUUAGGCUGGUUAGAAAUCUCGAGGUCAGAUAGAGAAGUCGAGAGUAAUGUAAGGUUUCCCCACGAGCACCUUAAAGUGGUCAACUUUUGUGGCUAUUAUGGUCGGAGCAGCGAUGUUGAAUUUGUCAGGUACUUUAUAGAUAACUGCGUGGUGCUUGAGAGAUUGAUUAUUGAUCCACACACCGUAGCAUAUACUCCCCGUGUACCAAUUAGCCCUGAUAUAGUAGCUGAGGAAAUAGUUGCGAUGGAUUGCGCCAAGCGACAGCUUGAAUCACAAGUGCCUGCGCACAUUGAAUGGGUUAUUCUUUAAUUAAUUAAUUGUUUGUGCCUGCUGCUGUAUUUAUGAGUUUAAACUACGACUAGGGAAGGUUGUUAUUUAUUUCUUUCGCAAGGUUUAAAUUUUGUAAUGAUCAUAGUGAAUAAUUUCGUUUUUACCAACCAUCUUUAGGAGAGUUGGUACUAGGGGUGAGAACAGUUUCGGUUCGGUUCCGAUCGGUUUCGGUUCAGUUCCAAUCGGUUUCGGUUCCGUCUCGUUUCAUAAAAUUAUCGGUUCAAUUUCAAUAA